Molecule: messenger RNA, 936 nt
Organism: Notothenia coriiceps (black rockcod)
Lineage: Eukaryota; Metazoa; Chordata; Actinopteri; Perciformes; Nototheniidae
Product: arginine-glutamic acid dipeptide repeats protein-like
Exons: 9
Coding region: 1-936 (311 amino acids)
Cellular component (GO): nucleus
Molecular function (GO): chromatin binding; transcription corepressor activity
Source: RefSeq, a predicted model, not a curated record
AUGGAGAAAAUGGGAAAACCAGAGAGUAAACGGGACCAUCUGCUGAUGAAUGUGAAAUGGUACUACCGCCAGUCAGAGGUGCCCGAUUCCGUCUACCAGCACCUGGUGCAGGAUCGCAACAAUGAAAACGACUCUGGCCGGGAGCUGGUCAUCACAGACCCCGUGGUCAGGAGUCGAGAACUCUUCAUCUCUGACUAUGUGGACACUUAUCAUGCUGCUGCUCUCAGGGGGAAAUGCAAUAUUUCGCAUUUCUCCGACAUUUUUGCUGCCAGGGAGUUCAAAGCCCGCAUCGACUCCUUUUUCUAUAUCCUCGGAUAUAACCCAGAGACCAGGCGACUAAACAGCACACAAGGGGAAAUCCGAGUGGGACCCAGUCACCAAGCAAAGCUCCCAGAGCUGCAGCCUUUCCCCUCUCCUGGGGGCCAGGCCGUGACCGAGAACGAGGAGCUGGUCUGGAUGCCGGGGGUCAAUGACUGUGAUCUUCUCAUGUACCUCAGAGCCGCAAGGAGCAUGGCUGCCUUUGCAGGGAUGUGUGACGGAGGCUCAACAGAAGACGGGUGUUUAGCAGCCUCUCGAGAUGACACUACAUUAAACGCACUUAACACUCUUCACGAGAGCAGCUACGAUGCAGGAAAAGCUCUCCAACGCCUGGUGAAGAAGCCCGUACCCAAACUGAUAGAAAAGUGCUGGUCUGAGGAUGAAGUGUACUUAACAGACCUACAUCCCUACACCCCCUCUCGGAGUCUGCGGUCCUCAGACACGGGCCUGCUCUCCAUCCCCCGCUCUCGACCUCGUACUGUGGGUGACAGGGCGUUCAGUCUUGCGGCCCCCACCCUCUGGAAUGCACUUCCUGCCGAGAUCCAGAACGCUGCCUCACUGGAAAUCUUCAAAUCCUCAAUGAAAACACACCUGUUCACAAUGGCCUUCGGACCCUAG